Molecule: messenger RNA, 3130 nt
Organism: Pleuronectes platessa (European plaice)
Lineage: Eukaryota; Metazoa; Chordata; Actinopteri; Pleuronectiformes; Pleuronectidae
Exons: 7
Coding region: 199-963 (254 amino acids)
Biological process (GO): positive regulation of cell population proliferation; cell adhesion
Cellular component (GO): plasma membrane
Molecular function (GO): stem cell factor receptor binding; cytokine activity
Source: RefSeq, a predicted model, not a curated record
UCUGGAGUGAAAGCACACUGCCAGCCCAUCCGCAAGUUUCACUACUCGCUGGGACACUAUACACACACACUCUCUCUCUCUCUCUCUCUCUCUAACACACAUACACACACAUAGCGGGAGAGAUGAGCUCUGUCUUUGAAAGAGAAACACUGACUUUCAUCCACUGGAUUUGAGCAACCACACUUUUUUUUGCUCCAUAUGAGGAAGAAAAUCUUGAAAGCACCUUGUCUCCUCUUGAGUCUGUUCACCAGUUUGAAUCUCUGCUCUGGAAAAUUCGGGACGCCGAUAACCGAUGAUGUGAGCAAGCUGGCGUUACUGAAGCAGAAUAUCCCGUCCGAUUAUGAAAUUCCUGUUAGUUACAUUCCCAAGGAAGUGGCUGGCACGUGCUGGGUGGUGUUAAACAUCUAUCCUCUAGAGCAAAGUCUUCGGAAGCUGGCCGGCAUGUUCGGGGCCAUCUCCUCCAACAAGGAAAACAUCAUCGUCUUCAUCGCCAUGCUGAAGAGUUUCCGCUUCACCUUCGACCACGAGGAGCUGGAAACCACCAUGCAGGUCUUCCAGUGUCACUACAGGGAAGGGAGCUUGAUGUCUGGGCUUUACUUCGACUACAUCAAAGACAUUUUACAGGCCGCGGCUCAGGGGACGUCCGGCUUCUCGUGCAAGCCGCCGCCACCGUGCCUCAAUCCACAGCACCCACCAGGGGGGAAGGAAGACGCACGUAAAUACGGCUGGUCCAAGAGAACGCCCGUGCUCCUGGCUCUCAUCCCCUUCAUAGCCUGCGUGGUUCUCAUAGUGUGGCAGGUCAACUCUCGAAGGCGCUUACCGAUGUGCAACACCGAAAACAACCCGACGCCAUCUUCUGACACGGUCCCCAGUGUGUCUGUCUCCAUCCCCCUUCAAACACUCACCCACGCGGCCGACACUCAGCCAGCGGGGGAGGCGAUGCCCGAGCAUGAGAGUGGAUGAAGCACGGGAAUUAAGAAGAGAAGGAAAAAAACUCUCUGCAGGUCGUCCUGUUCUUUGGCAGGAGCCUGCUGGAUGGGAACGAGUGUGGUCUGACACUCCUCCUCCUGCUCCCACUCACUUGAGAGAGCGGCCAUGAUAGAAACUCACCUGCUGCGAAGGAGGGAGGGCAAACGUCCCUCAGGCAUUUCUAACACCCAACCGAGCACACGACAGGUUAUCUGCCAAGUGAAGUGUAUCGUCUCGCCUGUGUAUCUGGCUUCACUAGAGCAGAUCACGUUGAUAUAUUUUACUUUCCCUGUCACUCUGCCCUGGUGCCACUCAGAGGGAUCACCGGGUUCAAGCUGCAAUCAGCAUCAGAGAUCAAAAUGAUAUGACACUAUUUUUGAGGACAUUUCAUUCCGAGAUGAUACACCUGUCAUCAACUUGUCGGCCGCAUCCUGCUCCUGUUUCCUGGUCCUGCAGAGCUGCAUCAGGGGAACAGGCAAAGAGGCACAUUCCUACCAAACCAGUCUUUAGUAAAACAACCCAAUUGCAGCAGCUGCUCGUCUUAUACUUCUGUGAUCUGUGAUCUGUCACAAGCGCGAGAGCAGCUCAACAAGCGUCCCACUUUGUGUGUCAAAGAUCUGACCAGAUGGCAGAUAGCCAUCGCCAGGGGCCCUUUUCAAUCCCGUCAUUGUAUCUCGAAGCUGUUGCCCAGUGAUCUAUAGCUGCUGCUCGGCCUCAGCGGGGUGUGUUGGAGUUUUUAAUUCCUCAUUCACUGAGUCAAUCCCCGUUCAGUCAUGGGAGCAUGAGUGUGAUCACGCUCGUACUGUACACGACAGAGGGAGUGGGGAGCGGGAGACGGGCCGGGCGGGAUGAGAGAGAGUGAGGGAGAUAGGGAUAGAUAGAUGGGUGGAUGGGAUGAGCUCAGCGACGAGCAUAAGGAGCGCUUGUUCUCGCCACAAAAGAACUGGCCGUAGGCAGGAGGAAAUGCCAGUUCCAAACACGACUGAUGUCGGCAGAUCCCCUAUGAAUCAACAGGCGAAGAAUCCCUCCAGACCGCAGGCUAUGUGGCCUCAUCUGCAGAGGAUGGUUAGUAUUUCAAUAACAAUUUUCUGUGCUCGAGUGAUUUACUUCCUAAACACAAUCAAUGAAACACGGAGAGAUUUCCCUUCAUUCCACUGUUUUCCUGCUGCGGACAAAGUUCUACGAGUUCUACUGAUGUUUCUCAUCUGCUCAGUGACCAACCUGUGUGAUUUUCAUUAUUGUAAAUUUUGUGAAAAUGUGCAUUUGUGAAAUGUUUAACUUAUUUUGUUACACGAUACUAAAGGAUUGUGAUUAACAUCUUCAGUAAUAAUGCAGAGGAGGUAGACAGAAUACUGUGAACGCUCAGGGAAAAUGCAGUAUUACUGUGAAGUAAAAUAUGUCAGGGCAAAUAUUUCUACAAUUGUGGGUUAUGUCGUAAAUGCCAAUACACGCAUUCAUCGACCCCCCCACCCCGUCUUUAUAUCUGUCACAUAUUUCAACUUCUGACUCCUUGCUCUUCACUUUAUCCUGAUUUCUGUGACUUUUACAUACACUUUAAUAUUUCCUAUUAUUGUGAAAACUCACAAGAAAAAGUUUUCAUUGUUGUUUGUGCUAUGGCUAAUUAGCAUUUAGAUUUGUAACAGCUUAUAACUAAUUAUCGCUUCGGUCAAAUUCCUCUUUUUAAUGAAAUGUUGACAUUAUUUUGUCUACUCCCUGCUGAUGGCCUAUGAGCAAAACUACUUUGUCAGUGUUAUAUAUGUAUUUGUCAAUAAUAUAAAGAUAUAUAUAUAUAUAUAAAUAUAUGUAGAAAUGUCAUGUUAUUUGGAGAAAUUUUGCAUUACAAAAAGUCUGAAUCUGUUUGUAUAUAUAUUUCUAAUUAUGAGUAUGUUAUUGAAAAGAGCAGCAGCAAAAAGUUCAAAUUCUGAAAGACGUGUGGAGUGAAGUAUCUGGGUUUUGUUAUUGAGAUCAUAGGACAAACCAAAACUUGCAUGUUCAUGCAUUGCAUUGUGAGGUUUUUGUCCUUAGACGGGAUAAAAAAAGAGAGACACAUUUUCACAAAUAGAGAUCUUUGAUUUAUAGAUCAAACCAGUUGCUCUCAAACCACCAGACCCCACAGUUUCCUAUCACUCAUUAAUAAUUAUUGUGGAAGCAAUUCAUUUUU